AUGGCAAAAUCAACAAGUAGUUCGUCUGGAUGGUUGAAAGGCCGAGUGAAGGCCGUUUUAUCCGGUGAUACAAUGGUGGUUAUGGGGAUUGCAAAGGGGGCCGAGAUCCCGCCUGAGAAGAAUAUCGCUUUGGCUUAUCUUGUCGCGCCACGAUUGGCGCGCAAAGAAGGCAAUGACGAACAGUUCGCAUGGAAAAGCAAAGAAUUUUUACGGAAUCUGUGUAUAGGAAAGGUUGUCGUAUUCAAAACAGAAUACACUAUCCCAAAUUAUUCCCGAGAAUGUUGCAGCGUCUUCAUUGAUUCGACAAACAUUGCUAAGGAAGUUGUUAAAAAUGGUUGGGCCAAGGUUAAGGAGGCUAGAGAACAGGGGACUACUCCCGAGCACACUGAGUUGCUACGCCUCGAAGAACAAGCCAGGGAACAAGGCAAGGGCCUAUGGAACAAGUCUCCUGGUGCUACUGCAGAUGCCAUCAGGAAUCUUCCACCUUCAGCCGAUUUUGAUGCAAACGGCUUCUUAGCUGCAAAUAAAGGAAGAUCGAUGAAAGCAAUUGUUGAGCACGUUCGUGAUGGGAGCUGCCUAUAUGCUUAUCUGCUUCCCGAGUUUCAGUUUGUUCAAGUGUUGGUUGCUGGAAUCCAGGCACCAUCAAUGAGAAGAAGGGUUAUCAAUGAAUCUACUAAAUCAUCUGCAUUAACUAACACGGAAGUAAACCCUGAACCCUUUGGAAGGGAAGCUAAACAUUAUACUGAGAUUCGUGUACUAAGUCGAGAUGUCCGGAUUGUCUUAGAGGGUGUUGACAAGAAUAGCAAUUUAAUUGGUUCCGUGUAUUAUCCUGAUGGUGAAAAAGCAAAAGACCUUGCACUUGAGCUUAUUGAAAACGGGUUUGCAAAGUAUGUUGAGUGGAGUGCAAAUAUGAUGGAACUUGAAGCCCGAUGGAAGUUGAAGGCUGCGGAACUUGAAGCAAAGAAGAAUAAGUUGAGGAUGUGGGCAAACUAUGUUCCACCAGCUACGGAUUCAAAGGCAAUUUCAAACAACUUCACUGGAAAGGUUAUUGAAGUUGUUAGUGGGGACUGCAUCAUUGUUGCGGAUGACUCUGUACCAUAUGGAAGCCCGGCCUCAGAAAGGCGAGUAAACCUAUCUAGCACAAGGUGUCCUAAAAUGGGAAAUCCGAUAAUGGAUGUAAAGCCUGAUCCUUAUGCCCGUGAAGCAAAGGAACUUCUAAGAACAAGGCUAAUUGGCCGUCAUGUACAAGUUUCAAUGGAAUACUCUGGGCGGGUCCCCACAGCCAACGGGUCAACAGAUACACGAGUAAUGGGCUUCGGGUCAGUUUUCUUGUUGUCACAAGGGAAGGACAGUGAGAAUGUAUCCUCAUCAGGUGGUCAGCAGACUGGUGUAAAUGUUGCUGAACUUAUUAUUUCUAGAGGUUUUGGCACUGUCGUUGGACAUAGAGAUUUUGAGGAAAGAUCACACUAUUACGAGAAACUUCUUGCUGCGCAGUCACGGGCUGAAGCUAACAAGAAGGGGAUUCAUUCUUCUAAAGAUUCUCCAGUUAUGCAUGUUAAAGAUUUAACAAAGGAAUCAGCAAAGAAAGCCAAAGAGUAUUUGCCAUCUUUGCAACGUAGCAGGAGGACGGCUGCUAUUGUUGAAUACGUACUAAGUGGCCACCGAUUUAAACUUCAUGUUCCAAAGGAAGCGUGCAGCAUUACUUUCUCAUUAUCUGGUGUUAGAUGCCCCGGUCGGGAGGAGGCUUAUUCUGAUGAAGCUAUUUCACUAAUGAGAAGGAAACUAAUGCAGAGGGAUGUCGAGAUUGAAGUAGAAACGGUUGAUAAGAAUGGGACUUUCUUGGGUUCUCUAUGGGAAUCAAAUACGAAUGCCGGUGUCACACUUUUGGAAGCCGGUCUUGCAAUGCUUCAGACUUUCUUUCGAACAAAUAAUAUGACAGAUGCUCACCUUCUUGCUCAAGCCGAGCAGCUUGCCAGAAAACAGAAACUCAAGAUAUGGGGAAAACAAGUUGAAGAAACCAGUGAACAAAUAUUGGAUAAAAAUGUGAACCCUGAUCUGCCCGCCGGUGAAAAAAUACUGGAUAAACGUGCAAACCCGUCUGCUAAAGAAACCAAUUUAAUAUUGAUGGAAGAAAGUUUUCCACAACUUUCCUUGGAGCAGCUACAAAGGAAGAGUAACGUUGAAUCUCAGUCAGAGAAUGGUGAUGAUAUAAAUUCAGAUGCAAAUGACGACUAUUUGCUUGAUGCCGGUAAACAUUAG
Molecule: messenger RNA, 2259 nt
Organism: Erigeron canadensis
Lineage: Eukaryota; Viridiplantae; Streptophyta; Magnoliopsida; Asterales; Asteraceae
Product: ribonuclease TUDOR 1-like
Exons: 13
Coding region: 1-2259 (752 amino acids)
Biological process (GO): mRNA catabolic process
Cellular component (GO): cytosol; nucleus
Molecular function (GO): RNA binding; nuclease activity
Source: RefSeq, a predicted model, not a curated record